AUGCUGAGAGCAGAGGUGUCGUCUUUGGAGGAAGAGCUCCGCGGACUGCAGUCGAAGUGGAUCAAGCACCUACCGGACAAGCGCGCUCUGUUCACAGCUCAAUACUCGGCCCACGAGAAGUACAAAGCCGGCCAGUCCGUGGUCUUGCACGACGCGCUCAAGGAUCUCCACCUGCAGCAACAGUUCAUGUUUGCCUCCAUCCAGUCGGCCAUCUUCCGUUCGCCUUUGUAUUCCAGUGGAGAGGAAAUCUUGAAGACACUCCAUUUCAGCACCCAGCUUGCCUCUGACCCAGCGGACCGCAACUCAGCGCUAAUGAUCCACAAACAGCGGUCGCUGGCAAUCCUUCCGUCCUACAUGGACCAGGUCACACGAAUGGCAGUCGACAAGGCACAGAACUACCAAACCAACAACACCGCAACCAAAAGUGUACUACCCAUUUCUCAAAUCGACAUCACCGGCUGCAAGGACUGCACGCUGGUUACAAGCGUCUUCAUGUCGGAAAUCCCGCACACCUCGUUAGAAGAAGUCUUCGCGGCGGUUCUGGCGUACUUCGACUCGAUCCCAACGGCGAUGAGGCGCCACUUUGGUGCUAAAGCAAGCAUCAGUGGCGUACUGGCGCUCACCACCGACGGCGUCGGAUUCGCACCGACCGUAAACCACGUCAUGUGUGCCAGCCUCACACCGUCGCUUGGCGUCGUUCACGUUGAUGCUAUCACCGACGACGCCUUGUACCCCACUUGCCGAUCGGCGUUCGACAUCUGCGGACUCACCCUUACGCCCCGGAAAGACCCCACCACAGGUAGAACCGUAUCCGUGACACUGCGCUGGGUAGUGCUGUUCCGCUACAAUUUGCUGCCAGACCACCCCGUGCUUCGGAAAAGUCUAGAGGUCGUCCGGCCAAUUCUCAAUGGAGACCUCAUCACUGCGUCUGUGUGCAGCUACAUCCAGGAACUGCUGCAACAGAGAUACACGCCCUAA
Molecule: messenger RNA, 978 nt
Organism: Phytophthora sojae
Lineage: Eukaryota; Oomycota; Peronosporomycetes; Peronosporales; Peronosporaceae
Exons: 2
Coding region: 1-978 (325 amino acids)
Source: RefSeq, a predicted model, not a curated record